GAUCAGCUAUUGACUCCUUUUCGCGAAUGACUGCUUAGGUCAGCCGAUCAGAUAUGGGAUCAGAUAACUCGGUAUAUGGAUGGCUCGGCAUUUAGCCAGACAUAUCCCGAACCUUUAUCUCAAGCUCCCUCAGCGUUUAAAAGCUUCAACAACUUCAUUAUAUUUAUCAGUACUUUAUGGAUCCAUCAAAAUGAAGGAUUCCUUACCGACGAUCAAUACAAAUUUGGAAUAUCAGAAUAUGGAUAACGAGAAAGCGGAAAGAAUGCUAACAGGACCACCGCCGCGACGGGCUAGACCUCUAGCUUUUGGAGCUCUAACGGUUGCUCUAUUAUAUUUCCUUUGGACCGCGAAUCUCCAUCAGUUGUUUAUGGGAUGUGGUAUGAAGCUGCAAUCUACGGAAAUGAAACCUGUGGCGGAUAUUGUAUCUAUAUCGGAUCAUAAACUCGUACCGUUGGAAGCGCAUAUAAUGAGUGUAAGCUUAUAUCUACUCCUGUUAUUCUUCAAUACAGCUUAACUUCUUAUUUCCUUUUAAAUACCCCCUUAUCAGGCUUUUACUGACUUCUUAUCUGUAGAAAUGUCCCGAUGCACAGGUUCGUUUAGCUAUCUGCUAGAUUGAUAGCACAUCUAACUAAAUCUAGGAUUGUUUGAAGAUGAUGGUAUUACCAGCUAUGCAGAGGGUAUAUGAUAAAGUUAACUUCACACUCUCAUUUAUUGGCGCGUAAGUUUCAUCCAUGAGCCUCCAAGGUCCGCAUUAAAAAGCUAACGGAUAAUCUUUCGCAGGCCUACAGACAAUGAUGGAGUAGCCUGUAAACAUGGGCCGCAAGAAUGCAUGGGCAAUAUUCUCGAAUUAUGUGCUGCGAGCCUAUAUCCCGACCCAAAAAUUUACCUUGGCUUUACCAUGUGUUUAACCAGAGAUUAUAAAGAUAUCCCGGAAAGAAGUUUGGUGGAGGAUUGCGCAUUAGAGCAUGGAAUGGAUUUCAACAAGCUCAAUGAGUGUACAGCGCAGGAUGAUGGAGGGUAUGGUAUGGGAAUGUUGAGGGAUAGUGUCAGAAGGAGCAUUGAGGUAUGUGUAGAAACAGAGUGUCAAGUCAUACUAGAAAGACUCAUGCUAAUCGACAAUUGUAGGCCGGUGUCACAAAAUCUUGCACGGUCAGACUCAACGAAGAAAUAUUUUGUGUACGUGACGGAAGAAAGUGGACGGAUUGCCCUGGAGGGUCGGAAGUAAACGAUCUUAUUCUUGCCGUGGAGAAACUGUACAACCAGUCUUGAUAGGCUUGAAUAUAUCCGUCCAUAACUCAGUCGCUUCUCCAACAGUGUAU
Molecule: messenger RNA, 1319 nt
Organism: Sclerotinia trifoliorum
Lineage: Eukaryota; Fungi; Ascomycota; Leotiomycetes; Helotiales; Sclerotiniaceae
Source: the annotation of a GenBank genome assembly